AUGGAAGUAGUGAAAAUCACGAACAAGAGUUACGACCUAGGAGCUCUCGUCUACCAUGACUCUUCAUCCUUAGAGAACAUGACCGAGAAGGAGCUUUUAGCCAAGACCAAAGAGAAUGCGAAUAAAUUCUAUCAGGUUAUGUUUGACCACAGAAAACUCCAACCUGAGAAGAAUGUGCUUGAGUUUGAUAGACCCUUCUACACCAUAGACCUUCCACCCAUUGAAGAGAGGAUCCCUAGAUUAGUCCCACCUGCUGCUCCAAAGCCAGAGACCAAAUGGGAGAAAUUCAGGAAGGAAAAAGGUAUCGCUCCCAGAAAAAGGAGAGACACUAAAGUAUACGACCCUAUUUCUAAGAAAUGGUACAGAAGAUUUGGACAUAAAUCCAUCAAAAAGCUAGAAGAAGCCAGAACAGCCAUCAUCGAAGCCAAGCCAGGAGAGGAACACAUCAAUCCAUUCGAGACAAGGUCUCUUGAGAAGAAAAUUAUGCUUGAAAAGGAAAAAUCCAAAGCCAUCAAGAAUCAGAUGAGAGCAGCUGGUAUCAACAUGAAACUUCUCAGAGAGAAAAAGAGUCUGUACGAUAUUGAGACCCCCAAGAAUAAGAAAUCCAAUCCUAAAGACAAGAAGAGGGACAAGAAGAGCAAAGGCAAGAGAGCAGAUAGACAACUUAUUGAGAACACUCUCAAAAAUGCUCAAAUUUCAACAGCCUCCAUGGGUAUUUAUGACAAAAAGGCUACAAAGAAUGAGAAGAAUGUUAAGAGAAAGAAGAAGCUUAAUAAGGAAAGAAGUCUUAAGUUCCUCAAGAUACUCAAAAAGAAAGACGAAAUUAAGAACGGAGUUGUCAAUGACGAUGUCCUUGUUAGAAAAAGACAAGUCGACAGAGAUAACAAGAGAGCAAGAGCCAGAAAGGCAGCUAGAGACUAA
This is a messenger RNA of Moneuplotes crassus, 921 nucleotides long. Lineage: Eukaryota; Ciliophora; Spirotrichea; Euplotida; Euplotidae. The record is from the annotation of a GenBank genome assembly.